This is a messenger RNA of Zingiber officinale, 1101 nucleotides long. RefSeq names its product nicotinamidase 1-like. Lineage: Eukaryota; Viridiplantae; Streptophyta; Magnoliopsida; Zingiberales; Zingiberaceae. Gene Ontology annotation, biological process: pyridine nucleotide salvage. Bases 132 to 872 code for a protein of 246 amino acids. The transcript is spliced from 5 exons. Gene Ontology annotation, molecular function: nicotinamidase activity. The record is from RefSeq and is a predicted model, not a curated record.
CGCGGCUUGAAGAGGUGACGAUAUCUCACGCUUUCUGCGUUCCUUCCGCCUGGACCUCUUCUUCUUCCCCCCGCACAGGUUAGUUCGCAGCCAACCGUAGAUCCGAUAACGAGUAGAGAUUGGGAGGAAGGAUGGGAUCGGAGACGCGGGAGAUCGACGCGUUGAGGUUGGCGGUGCCGUUGGGGGGCGACGGCGAUGUCCUACACCUUGCGGCGGAUGCCGGAAGGACCGUCGGCCUCGUCCUAGUCGACAUCGUCAACGGCUUCUGCACCGUCGGCGCUGGAAAUCUCGCUCCAACCGAGCCUAAUGAACAGAUAGAAACUAUGGUGGAGGAGGCUGCUAAAUUAGCCAAGAUCUUCUCCGAUCGAAACUGGCCUAUCUUUGCUUUCCUCGACACACAUUACCCCGAUAAGCCUGAGCCUCCUUAUCCACCUCAUUGUAUAAUCGGUUCGGGCGAAGAAAACUUAGUCCCUGCUCUCGAGUGGCUGGAGAAGAGCCCAAAUCUCACUGCGAGACGGAAAGAUUGCAUCAAUGGAUUCAUUGGCUCAAUAGAGAAGGAUGGGUCCAAUGUGUUCUCAAAUUGGGUGAAAAAAUACGAGAUAAAAACUGUUUUGGUGGUAGGGAUAUGCACAGACGUCUGUGUGUUAGACUUCGUAUGCGGCACGCUCUCUGCUAGAAAUAUAGGUCUCGUUCCGCCAUUAGAAGAUGUUGUGGUGUAUUCAAAAGGCUGCGCAACAUAUGAUCUUCCAGUUCAAGUUGCAAGAAAUAUGGGUGCUUUGGCCCAUCCCCAGGAUCUUUUUCAUCAUAUGGGACUUUACAUGGCCAAGUCGCGCGGAGCGAGGAUUGUUCAUGACGUGUCUUUCGGUUCAUAGAAUGAUGGAAGUAUCCUGGCAUCCCCAAAUAAGUAAAUCCUGGCAAGGAUGGUCCUAAGGUCUUAAUAAACAUGCCGUUUACUAAUUGUGUUGAUGGUUGCUUGCUGUACUAUCAACUGACAUGUUUUGUGCCAUGGUUGGUGGCUCUGUCAUCCACCUACCUUUGUAAAUUAUAGGACACUUUUUAAAGUCAAUACUAUCAUCCAUGCUUACAAGCUUAGUUUUUUCA